AUGAGUGAGACCAGCUCAAGUCGAAGGAGCGCGAGCAAAGACUCUGUUAAAUCUUACUUCACAGGAAAAUACAAUAAAGUGUUGGAUUCUAUACUGGAAGCAGAAGCAGCGAUAUCAAAAUCGCCAACAGUAGCGGAGGAUCUAUCAGAAAGCUCAGCCAGCGGAAAUUCUGAUAUGAGUCGUCCCUCGCUAACCGCUUCCUCGGCAACAAGCCAAGGAAUUAGCAAAAAGGAAUUACUUCAACAAAUUGCUGGUUCAUUGUUCAGCACGUCCAUUGAGCGGCUGAAGACUGCCCACUCACCGGAUAUAUCAGCUACUUCAGAAUAUUCAGCAAAUGCUUCGUAUGGAGAGCAGGAGUGUAAGGAGUGUGAUGGCUCCUUCAAGUGUUCUGCGCACUUUGAGCGGGCGGCUGAAUAUUAUGACGAUGAAACCGAAUCAGGGCCAGUUCUAGAGCCUUCAACUUCUAACAGUGAAAAAGAUCCUUUUAUCGAUGUAUUUUUAGAUAAGCUAAUUUCAAGGCUGGUCCCUGAAAAGCUGCCAGAAAGAGAGCACUUUAGUAGCAAAACUAGCAUUGAGCAUGAUUUGGACACAGGAAGGGUUCCCGUAUUUUCAGCAACUACAUUAGGUAGUAAUUUCAAGAAAUUGUCUAAGAAAAUGGGCUCAAUAUUUGAACUCCAGGACUCCAUAGUUCGACUGCUGACAUGGAGAAAUCCCACUGGGACGGUGACGUCAUUAAUAAUAUUCACUUUAAUAUGUUUCAAUCCAAUGUACUUGGUAAUUUUGCCUAUUUUCCGUUUCAUCUACGGUAUUGUAGUACCUGGCUAUGUACGUAAACACCCCCUUCAAAGGAGCAUAUAUCCUCUGAAACGGAAUCACGGGUCAUCAUUGUUAUACGAUGUAUGUUAUGAGGGAAAAAAUGAGUACAGCUACGGUCAACAGUUUUUCUCCAAAUCUUUUAUGGACACUUUGGAAUCAAGGAACCAAGAACUGGACGAAAUAUCCGAAUUAGACAAAAGACCUGAAAACACAGGGGAAUUAAAGCAAGGAAUGAAAGUACUGAUUAAUUUACGCGAUAUGCAAAAUAUGACCUCUGGUACCCUUCAUGUCAUCGAGGCAGUGAAUAAUUUUCUUCGUAAGUCUUCUAGUUUUCAAAACGAAGAGUGUUCUACUAAACGGUUUUUCGUAGGAUUUCUUUCAAUCGUUUUCCUAAAAAUAUUAUCACCGUUUGUGAAUUGGAGCUAUGCAUGUAGCAUAUCCGCCUGGUGUCUGUUGAUAUACAUGCAUCCAAGAGCUCACCCAAAGAUAAUAAAAAUUUUCAAAACGGGAAAGAUAGGAAAAGGAUACAAAGACUUGAAAAAGAAAGAAAAUCAGGCACAUAACUUGGUAUUCGAUGAAGAACCGGAGAUCAAAUACAUCGAGAUUUUUGAAAUAUAUAGAAAGGGCUUACUGCCAAACGACUGGAAGUUUUUCCGAUUUUCAAGCAGAACUUUCGAUCCUCAAGACCCAUAUAGGAGGGCACAACAAUUCCCACCAGGAGUAGAUUCUUUGGCUGACGUCAUUCCCCCCACAGGCUGGUCAUUUGAUCCUAAUUUUGAGUGGAAAAUUGACAAUGAUGUGGAUAGGUGGGUAAUAGAACGUGGUCUAAAUCUGCCAAUUACCGGCGAAUUUUUAUUUGACCCAAUGUUCAAAAGGAGAAGACUGUUACAUCGUGUUAUUAAGAACGCAACAUCGAUAGCAUAG
Molecule: messenger RNA, 1740 nt
Organism: Saccharomyces paradoxus
Lineage: Eukaryota; Fungi; Ascomycota; Saccharomycetes; Saccharomycetales; Saccharomycetaceae
Gene: PEX28
Product: Pex28p
Exons: 1
Coding region: 1-1740 (579 amino acids)
Biological process (GO): peroxisome organization
Cellular component (GO): peroxisomal membrane
Source: RefSeq, a predicted model, not a curated record